AUGGCCGAUUCUGGCAGACCCGAGUCGCGAUCCAGUUUCAAGGAGAAUAUGGCGCCACCGGAUGCCGACCAGUACGAGAAAUACCGCAAAGAAAUCGAGUCACUGAAAGCGGAGAUUGGCACUCUCAAAUAUCGCAUUCAGACCUCCGAAUCAGAGCAAGCCAUUGAGCAGUCAACCCAAGCUGGGCGUCUCGAACAGGCCACCCGGAGAGAGCAGGACGCAAUCCAGGCCCGCGAAGCCUCGGAAAGAGAGCACGAGAAACUAGUGGAAGAAUUCAGGGCGACGAAAAGAGAGCUCGAGGAUGUCCAAGAGUCUAUCGACGUCGACAAAAAGGCUUGGGAACGCAAGACUCGCGAGGCGCAGGACAACGUGCGUCUCCUCCAGGAGCAGGUGGACGACCUCACAGAUGCCAAGGAAGAGGCGGCCAGGAUAGCCGACAAGAAAACGAAUGAUCUACAGGCGCAAAUUACGUCAAUGCAAACUUCGCUGCAAGAAAUCGAGCAAGACAGCAGCGCAAAGGACACCGCGCUGCAGGAGGCACAGGAAGAGCUCAAUGCCCGCGAUGGUCGCAUCUCGGAACUUGAGGCCGAUGUACUCCGACUGAAGGCGCACAGCGGCGACAUGGAAACAAUGCAGAUCAUCAGAAAGGAGCUAUCCGAGCAAGUGGAAUACAUUCGAGAUCUGGAGUCGAAGAACCGGCAGCAACUCUCCGAGCUGAAGCAUCUGCGCGCAAUGGCCAAGUCUGUUGAGGUAGUUGAAGAGGAGAAGAGGUCGCUGCAGCGCAAGGUCGAGUUUGCUCAGAUGCUCGAGCAGGAGCUCUCCGAAGAGCGCAUGCAACGUCAGAGGCUUGAGGACGAGAGGCUGGCUUGGACAUCGUACCUCAAAUCCGAGACUGGUGACGUCGAGUUCAAGUCGCCUGAGUCGUUGGCUCGCGCUUACACUGAAGAGCGUUUUACGUCUGCCUCGCACGUCGAACGGAUCGGCGCCCUGCAAGCAGAGCUGAGCUCGCUACAGAACACGGUGCGCUCCCUUGAGGAAGACAGGUCAACGCUGCGGAACCAAGCGGAGGAGGCCAAGUCAGCAGCGACCUCACUCACCGCCGAUAAGGGUCGCAUGCGACUAGAGCGACAGCGAGCACUGGCCGUCAAGGAGGUGGAGUACCUCCGUGCCCAGCUCAAGACAUACGAUGUGGAGGAUCAGACUUUGGAGACCGAAAAUUUUGACCAAGCCCGCGUGGACCGAGUCAAUGAGCUAGAAAGGAUUGUCGACGAGUACAAGUCAGAGGUGCAGAACCUCCACAAUGAACUGGCGAUGGCGGAGGCUUCCAAAGGAGCCGAGCUCUCCCCCCAGCUCAGUACCGGCAGCAAAAGGCCACGCGAAGACGGCAGUGCGAUGCAAGAACAGCUGGGACAGCUCACCAGGAAGAACCGCAAGCUUCAGGAAGAGAUUGGCACAAUGCAGACGCAGGUGGCUGUUCUCGAGAAGGAUCUCUCCGCCAACCGCGAACAGUUGGCGGCGGCCAAGGAACACAACGCGACUCGUGUUCUGUCCCUGCGGUCAAACCCGACGUCCGACUACGAAGGUAUCAAGCGCGCCACAUUGUAUGCCCUACAGAAAGAGAACAGAGAACUGUUGGCGACUCUGCAGUCGCGCAACGCCAACAAAGAAGCUGGCAUCAAGUACAUACCCAAGUCGGUGCUGGGAUCUAUGGAACGCGAGGUAGAAGCGGCAAAGGCCGAGACAGCAUCGGCGCAAAAGUCUGCGCGUCGGCUGAAAGAGGUCUGGGGCUCCAAAUCCCAGGAAUUCAAGGAAGCUAUCUUUUCCACCUUGGGUUGGACAGUUACGUUCAUCCCGAACGGCAAGAUGCGGGUGGAGAGCACAUUCUUCCCGUCACAGUCAGACGAACACGAGAACUCUAUUGUUUUUGACGGCGAGCGAGGGACAAUGAAGGUUGGUGGCGGCCCAAAGAGUGCGUUCGCCAGGAGAAUCAGCGACCAGAUAGGCUUCUGGGUGCGCGAGAAGGGUUGUAUCCCUGGGUUCCUGGCAGCGCUCACCUUGGAGUUCUACGAGGAGCACGCGAAGAAGUCGCAGGACUGA
This is a messenger RNA of Emericellopsis cladophorae, 2097 nucleotides long. RefSeq lists its product as uncharacterized. The coding region runs from base 1 to 2097 and encodes 698 amino acids. Gene Ontology annotation, cellular component: kinetochore; mitotic spindle; nuclear envelope. Gene Ontology annotation, biological process: mitotic spindle assembly checkpoint signaling; attachment of mitotic spindle microtubules to kinetochore. The record is from RefSeq and is a predicted model, not a curated record. The transcript has a single exon. Lineage: Eukaryota; Fungi; Ascomycota; Sordariomycetes; Hypocreales; Bionectriaceae.